AUGGCACCAGUAGUACCCGACCCGCCUUUCGGCGCACUCUUACCCUUGUACGUCGGCAGCUACGAACACAAGCCCUCGAAUGUUCGCGUCAAGAUCAGUGUUGUGAACAGUAAGCUCCAGAUCGAGGAUCUCGAUCUUCAAGACCAAAAGUAUGAGAUUAAACUCCACGAACGAACCGCAACAAAUAGUUACCCAUCCGAAUUCGUAUCUACAGGCACUGUAACACCAGCCGCCCCCCGAGAUCGUUCGAGGAGAACAUUGAGCCAAGAGCCCGCCGGCCGGCACAUCAGCUUCUUCCUCAAAGGCAACACCGUUGAAAGGUUGGUCUGGAAGAAGGAUGGGAUAGAAUUUGCAACGCAAUUCCAAAGGAUGAGCACACUCCUCAGUCUGCCAGAAGAACUCCGCAGUCAAAUUUUCGAAUUGGCGUUGACGGACGAUAGUGGUGAGAUACACAUGCGAGAAGAACAGGGUCACCUCCGCCUAGCCAUCUGCAAUAAUGUACCAUACGCAGACGCGCGAAACGGCUUUGCUAACUACGGGGAUGUGCGAAGUCUUCCAAAGGCCUUCAAUGCCUUACAGUACACCUCCAGGGAGCUAUUCGCACUCACGCGCGGCCUGGAGUUGCGCUUGAACCACCUCAAAGUCAACGGGUGGACUUUCGACACCUUCCGACGCCUCGAACAUCUUCGUCCCACUCCUUCAUGGUUCUGGACCGGACCAAACUGGUUCGACAAUGUGCGCAACGUUACCCUCGUCGGCGAUUUCAAGGUCGGCAAGACUGCGGACGAGAACAUCCUUCAUGGCAAGACGCUGCCCGCCUUCGUCAUGUUGGUGUGGCUGAUUCGAGAAGCUGUUCGAGGCAUUGUGAAGACGGGCUGGAAAGCACAGGGGGACAAGAAGAACAUCUCCAAGUGGCGCUGGGGGAAAUCAGUGGAUUGGAUGAACGUACAAAACGUACGCUUCAUACCCUCUGAUGACUAUGACGAGGCUGAGCUGAGGAAGCGGACCUCGAAGUACAAGAAGAACAAGAAGACUAAGAAGAAUAAGAAGGCUUCAGGACAGGCGAACGCACCGAAGGAAGAGGGCGUGGUCGGGAUGUUGGUGCAAGAACUUGGAGGCGUCGACGAAUUCUUGGAGUACGUCAAGAACAUCUACAAAGGCUUCUAA
Alternaria incomplexa is the source of this 1167-nucleotide messenger RNA. RefSeq lists its product as uncharacterized. Lineage: Eukaryota; Fungi; Ascomycota; Dothideomycetes; Pleosporales; Pleosporaceae. The coding region runs from base 1 to 1167 and encodes 388 amino acids. The transcript has 2 exons. The record is from RefSeq and is a predicted model, not a curated record.